Molecule: messenger RNA, 1583 nt
Organism: Camellia sinensis
Lineage: Eukaryota; Viridiplantae; Streptophyta; Magnoliopsida; Ericales; Theaceae
Gene: SKP2B
Product: RNI-like superfamily protein
Biological process (GO): SCF-dependent proteasomal ubiquitin-dependent protein catabolic process
Cellular component (GO): SCF ubiquitin ligase complex
Molecular function (GO): protein binding
Source: RefSeq, a predicted model, not a curated record
UUAUAAAUAUUUUAAAAAUAUAUAUAAAAAAUUAAAGAGAUGAUAUAUAUAUGUAUUUUCUCUCUCUCUCUCUCUCUUUCCUCGCCUGUCUUUAAAACGCAGGCUUUCGUAGCUGCACGAGACCAAGUCAUCAUCAUCGACCUCAUCGAAGAAACAAGGGUGAAGCUAUUGGGAUUGCAUAUAUAGAGGACUCAAAUGGUUGGGAGAGAGGGGUUGAUGCCUGAGGACUUGGAUUUGUGCUUUGAGAAGCUGAUGGUGUUUGGUGCUGGUGGGGGUGGUGGAAUUGAGGGAGCCAAGAUGGGUUGUGGCGGUGUGAUCACUGAAUGGAAGGACAUUCCCAUGGAGCUCUUGUUGCGAAUUGUUUCGUUAGGUGAUGAUCGAACCGUCAUCGUUGCUGCAGGAGUCUGUAGUGGUUGGAGGGAUGCUAUUGCCUUGGGACUUACCCAACUCUCCCUCUCAUGGUGCAAGAACAACAUGAACAACUUGGUUCUUUCUCUUGCUCCUAAAUUCACAAAACUGCAGACCCUGAUUCUGCGUCAGGAUAAACCGCAGCUUGAAGAUAAUGCGGUCGAGACUAUUGCAAAUUACUGCCAUGACCUGCAGGAUUUGGACCUCAGCAAGAGCUUUAAGCUUAGUGAUUGUUCUCUGUUUGCUUUGGCUCAUGGGUGUCCAAAUCUUAUAAAACUUAACAUCAGUGGGUGUACUGCGUUCAGCGAUAUGGGUCUUGCAUAUUUGGCUCAGUUUUGCAGAAAAUUGAAGUACUUGAAUCUUUGUGGAUGUGUGAAAGCUGCAUCUGACAAGGCGUUGAAGACUAUUGGGUACAACUGUUGUCAGUUGCAGUCGUUGAAUCUGGGAUGGUGUGAGAAUGUUGGUGAUGUGGGGGUAAUGAGUUUAGCAUAUGGAUGUCCCGAUCUUAGAGCCCUUGAUUUGUGUGGAUGUGUUCUUAUAACAGAUGAUAGUGUUAUUGCUUUGGCAAACAACUGCAUUCAUCUAAGAUCCCUUGGUCUCUACUACUGCCAAAACAUUACGGACAGAGCAAUGUAUUCUCUGGCUCACAGCCGAGUGAAGAACAAGCACGAAAUGUGGGAAUCCAUGAAGAACAGGUACAUGGAGGAAGGGCUUGUGAAUCUCAACAUCAGCCAGUGCACGGCCCUUACUCCGCCAGCUGUUCAGGCUGUAUGUGAUUCGUUUCCUUCACUUCACACAUGCUCUGGAAGGCAUUCUCUCAUCAUAAGUGGUUGUUUGAACUUGACGUCUGUGCAUUGUGCAUGUGCCGACUUAGCACACCGAGCAGCCAGUGCACUUCCUCAUCUGGCUCACUGAGCGGAGUGUGUCGGUGGUAAAAUCUGAAAGUUUCUGUUUAUUGGUUCAAAAAGGACAGAACAAUAACCUGUGUAUAUAUAUGGAUGUGUUGAAGACUUGGGUUUUGUUGUUUCAACCCGCAAUCCUGUGAAAUUGUUGUAUGCGUUUGCAGAGACUGGCUUUUUUAAGGCAUUUCAGACAUUGGUUUAGACCUUAUAAAUGGUGCAAUGACUCUCACUUUGGCUGGUUCAGACAUUGGUUUAGACCUCAUUAUUUUUUUU